AUGGACUACUCGCUAGAACACCACCGAGACUACAUCGGCCAGCCGGCGUCGAGUCUGCCGACGCCCUCGCUGGUCGUGAGCUUACCUAUCCUGAAGGAUAAUAUUAAGCGGUUGCACGACGAUGUCGAGGCUAUGGGCAUUGGUUUCCGUGCGCAUGUCAAAACACUCAAGACUUUGGAGGUGUCGAGGUUGAUGCUGGGGAACGGCAAGUACAGGAAAGCAAUCACGUCUACCGUCGCAGAGAUCCGGGGCCUUCUACCGCUCGCAAAGGAAGGCUUGCUGGACGAAGUCCUGUAUGGCCUGCCCGUCAACAGCGGUGCCUUACCGGAGCUUAUCAGGCUCUCGAAGUUUGUCAAGAUACAGCUCUUGAUCGAUCACGAAAAGCAGCUUGAGCUGCUCUCGAAAGCCAUCAGGGAAGCCGACGCACAACGCUCGUGGGAAGUCUUCAUCAAGCUUGACGUCGGGUCGAAGCGUGCCGGCGUCCCCAUCGGGAGCGAUCGCCUAAAGAAGCUUGUACGCCAGACGGACGAAAGCCCUGCCGUUGAGCUUAUCGGCUUCUACUGCCAUGCGGGCCACUCCUACGCAGGGCGCAGCGAGGAAGAAGCGAUCAAGACUCUGCAUGUCGAGGUGUCGGGUGUUUGCGAGGCCCGGCGUCACUCUUCCAGCAACGCGCCCCUCAUCGUGUCUGUGGGAGCAACUCCGACCGCGCACGCCAUCCGCCAGCUCCGCGCGGAACUGCCCGGCGACGUCAAAUUGGAAUUGCAUGCUGGGAACUUCCCCGUGAACGACCAGCAACAAGUCUCGACCAAAAUGGCAACCCUGGAGCAGCAGGCCGCCCGCGUCUGCGCCGAGGUCGUCAGCACGUAUCCCGAGAGGAACGAAGCCCUGGUCAACGCGGGAACCAUCGCGCUGACGAAAGAGGCGAGCGCGUUUGCCGGCUUUGGCGACGUGGUCGGCAAGCCUGGCUGGUUCGUUGCGCGGAUAACGCAGGAGCACGGCAUCGUGACCUACGCCGGGGACGCGCCGAAACCGGUCGAGGAGGUCUUCACGGUUGGAGACAAGGUCUUCUUGCACUGUCAGCAUGUCUGCAUUACGGCUGCUGCGUUCUACGUGUACUAUGUGGUCGAUGAGAACGAUAUAGUUGUAGAUACAUGGGUCCCGUGGAAGGGAUGGUAG
Molecule: messenger RNA, 1176 nt
Organism: Thyridium curvatum
Lineage: Eukaryota; Fungi; Ascomycota; Sordariomycetes; Thyridiales; Thyridiaceae
Exons: 3
Coding region: 1-1176 (391 amino acids)
Biological process (GO): D-serine catabolic process
Molecular function (GO): D-serine ammonia-lyase activity
Source: RefSeq, a predicted model, not a curated record